Zasmidium cellare ATCC 36951 is the source of this 471-nucleotide messenger RNA. RefSeq lists its product as uncharacterized. The record is from RefSeq and is a predicted model, not a curated record. The transcript has a single exon. Lineage: Eukaryota; Fungi; Ascomycota; Dothideomycetes; Mycosphaerellales; Mycosphaerellaceae. The coding region runs from base 1 to 471 and encodes 156 amino acids.
AUGAGCAACGAAACAAGCCAAUCGAUAAAGCUGCCAAGGGUUGCCAUCACCUAUUGUACGCAGUGCAAAUGGAUGCUACGAGCCGCCUACUUCGGACAAGAACUGCUUUCGACAUUUGGGACAAGCAUUGGUGAAAUAGCUCUCAUCCCGGCAACAGGAGGCAUUUUCACGGUCUACCUCACCUAUCAGCCUCCAACAUCGAACACUUCUGAUCAGGUGGAAACAAAGGAAGUUCUUCUGUGGGAUCGCAAGGCAGAAGGCGGUUUUCCUGAAACCAAGGUUUUGAAGCAGAGGGUCAGGAAUCAUAUUGAACCAGACAAGAAUCUGGGUCAUUCGGAUACGCCUUCGUCCAAGGUGAAGGCCAACACUACCCUUGAAGGCGAUGUCGUUGUAAAGCCAGACGACAGUGAGGUUGCCGCCAAUGCUGCGGUGGUGCAAAAGGAUUCUGAAGGCUGUAAAGAUUGCCCCUGA